This is a messenger RNA of Priapulus caudatus, 2663 nucleotides long. RefSeq names its product neuropeptide FF receptor 2-like. Gene Ontology annotation, cellular component: membrane. Gene Ontology annotation, molecular function: G protein-coupled receptor activity. Lineage: Eukaryota; Metazoa; Priapulida; Priapulimorpha; Priapulimorphida; Priapulidae. Bases 998 to 2293 code for a protein of 431 amino acids. The record is from RefSeq and is a predicted model, not a curated record. Gene Ontology annotation, biological process: G protein-coupled receptor signaling pathway. The transcript has a single exon.
CACACACACGCACACACACCCACACACACUGUGCAUAAGAGCGCUCAGCUGUCAGCAUCUUCAUCAGAUAACAUCCGCCAGUCCGCAGUGCGGAACGCUACUACGCCCAUCGCCAGUGACUUUCAUCGGUGGAGAUUACUCCCGUGCGUCUUGUUAUUGCCUUUCCCUCUCAAAACGUUUAGUCUCUUCUUUCUCGGCUCGCUGCUCGCGGCGGGAUUUAGAGAGAGGACUGCUCCACCGUGAUUACCGCUAUCGUGUUUGUCGUGGGUAUUAACUCGAACGCAUCUCUCUCCGCUUUCUUCGGCGGCAUGCGUGACGGCCCAGCGUGAAAAGAUGCGUCGUCAAACGAGCGCGUGCGCCUGAGAUCGCCACGUAUACGUGCUGACGACAAGCGACAAGCGCUCGAUCGUGUGUGUGUGUGUUCGCACGAGCGUGAAACAUUGCGGUGACGGUGGUUCGCAUACGAUCAGCCCCCGGCGACGUCUCUCUCAUGGCGGCCACGCCUCCGUCGCCGUUCGCAGACGAUUCCAGGAACGAAAUCGCCAGAUAUAAGAUACGCUGUGAGAGCGUGAGAUACUAUGUAAGAGCGUGAGAUACGCGGUGAGAGCGUGAGAUACGCGGUGAGAGCGUGAGAUACGCGGUGAGAGCGUGAGAUACGCGGUGAUAUUGUAAACUUACUGCUGACAUCUUAGGAUAGACGGUGAGUUAGUGAGAUAAACGGUGACAUCGUAGGAUACUGGAUAAAAUCGUAGGGUACGCGGUGUCAUCGUGGGAUACACGCUGAGACAUACAUGGUAACAACAUGCACGAUGCGCCAUGGCGCGAUACAUGGUAAGACCGUGUGACACGAGUCCAUGCAUGCCACGGCGACAGCGAGGAGACGCACGCAAGUUUCCUCGAAAGUUUUCGAAAAAAUCGAAAGAAAAAACAUCGUCGUCAUUUCGUCAGCUGAUGACGUAACAUUACCUAGCGUGACGUAACGUGACGUGACGUAAUAAUGGCCGAGCUGUUCAUCUAUCUAUUCCCGCCCGGCUGGUGGACGUUCUUCUUCGUCGCCUUCAUCGCGCAGUUCGUGAUGAUCUUUGUCGGCAACCUGGCCGUCAUAACGACGUUCAUCUGGGAACGGGAACUGCUGACUCCCGUCAACAUGUACAUACUGUCGCUGUCGUGUGCUGACAUACUCAUGUCGGCCUGCGCCGCCGUCUACGCGCGCAUACUGCAGUUCUCGCGAGAGCAGCUGGCCGACGACCCGCGCGCCUGCAGCUGGCUGGAGAUCUGGUUCGUCGCCGGCUUCAACUUCCUCAGCGGCGUGUUUACGAUGGUCGCCGUCGCCGUCGACCGCCACCGCGCCAUCGUGCGGCCGACGGAGGCAAAAUUCAGCCGACGUCACACGCUCGCCGCCAUCGCCGCCAUCUGGCUCGUCGCCUCACUGUUUCUCGUCUUUCCGUACGUCAUCAGCGCGAUCUACGGCGACCGACCGCGCGCGUCGGCAAACGACACCCUCGUCGACGACGACAACGUAACGGAAGUGACGACCACCGGGAGCGCAGCCGACGUCAACGCGACGUCGUUCAACUCGCCCUACAUCUACUACUGCUCGGCGGAGAAGCAGAGCGGCAGUUCGUUCGUCUUCUCCGUCGUCGUCGUCGCCAGCUUCUACCUGCUUCCGCUCGCCAUCAUCAGCGCCCUCUACGGACGCGUCAUCUACGAGCUGUACUCGUCGAACGCCGCCGGAGCGUCGAUGCUUCCGCCGGAGUCGCUUGCGAAGAAGCGCAAGGCGAUCAAGAUGAUGCUGGUCAUUGUUGUGUUGUUCGCUACAGCCUAUCUUCCCAUGUACGUAGUGCAGCUGGUAAGGACUGUGCGGUUCGGUACCAGCACGCCGCAGCAGGACCUGACUAUGGGCAUCUUACUGAACAUCGCCUACCUGCUCGUCAUGUGCAACACGUGGUUGAACGUCGUCGUCUAUUCGUUCUUCAACGCCGCCUUCCGCACCGCCUUCAAGCGCAUGGUGCGAAGCGUCUGCGGUCGCGCGCGAAAACGCGUGCGCCAUCUGUCGGGAAGUUCGCGAGUGUCGAUCGAGAAGCAGAUCUCGAAGACGCGCGCGACGCUGUCGUCUUCUCUCAGCUCGCUGCAGCGCGCCUUCUCGACGACGGUUACCAUGGAGACGACGGUGUCGUCCGCCGGAUCUCUCGCUUCACAGGUUUCUGUGAUGUCAGCGGUUUCUGCGACGGUGAGCGAGAAAUCCGCCGGCGAGGGUCCCGAGCGCAGCGCCACCGCGCGGAAGUCUGCGUAACGAUAUAUUCAACGUCUAGUGAUUCAUCAUGUUGUAAUUUGUCAGUAGGAUUUUAGUACAGUAGUAGUUGGCAGUACUGAGAAAUCGCGAACCUGUUCGGGUGUUGACUUACACAGGAAUAACACGCGAUAAUGCAUAAUGCAUACGAAAGAUGCUUUUAUGAGCAAGAAUGCAGGAAUGCAUUCACGUAAAUUAUGACACAUCUUUCCCCAUUUUUUGACGCGACCCUUCAAUGUAUAUGUUCGAAUUUGAACGCCAUGUGCUGCUCUCUGGUGGCAGCGGAAUCCUUAGACCUGAAUGAAUCACCUCAAGGAAAUUAUUACCCGACUUAUUAAUAUAUGAAUAUACGUGGAGAUUAUUGCUACAUAUA